AUGCCUUGGUGGAACCCACGAAGAGCGAGCCUGGUUUUGACGUUCAGCUUGGUGGCGUUGAGGCCCACACUUCACACUUGGGUGCUCAGCUGGCAUCAAGUGAAGCGUGUGGCAACCGCUGCCCGAGCUGCCCCGACCCGUGCGGGUCCGGGUCCCUUGCGGCACCUGGUCGAGGCGCAGCCAGAGCUCCGAGGCACCAAAGUGGGCGGAGAGGAUGCGCCAGUGGUCUUCUUGCUGGCACCACCCUCGGAGACUGGGCCCGAUUGGUGUUUGCCCCCGAUUGAUGGGAUGGGAUCACCUUUUGGUGUAGCAAGAUGGGAACAGGGACCAGGAGAUGGAGACCCAUGA
Molecule: messenger RNA, 348 nt
Organism: Durusdinium trenchii
Lineage: Eukaryota; Dinophyceae; Suessiales; Symbiodiniaceae
Source: the annotation of a GenBank genome assembly